AUGCUGGUCCCCCUCGUCCUCACGGUGCUCACGCAGCCCGCCCCGCUGGCAACGGAGGCGGUCUCCGUGCAGCCCACACCGCCGACAGAAAGGGCGGCGGGAGAAGCGGCACCGCCGACCGAGAAGGCGGCGGGAGAAGCGGCACCGCCGACCGAGAAGUGGAUAUCCUCAUCAUGCAGCUUGUCCGGCUGCGUGCACACGAACUACCUGACCGGCACCACCACGGCACACGACUUUAAAGGCGGUAAGGUCACUACGAAUCACUGGACAGGCGAGACCACCGCGAGCAACCACCAGGGCUCCAUCACCAGCAACAAGUACACGGGCGACUGGAAGGCGCACGGGUGCAACAGCUGGGGCUGCGGGACCUCCGGCGGCAACCACCGCACGGGCGACUACUGGUCCAAGGGCGUGAGCCUCAGCGCCUGGUGCGCGGCCCACCCUGGCUACGCGGGCUGCCCGACCGCAGUCUUUCCGCGCCCAGGCAUGCCGGGCGGCAACCCUACCAUUUGUCAGCUAAAAUGGGCGCAGUGCGGCGGCAACUCCUGGACUGGCGCCACCUGUUGUGAAGCUGGCUCCGUCUGUACUGCAUCAAGCGCCUGGUACAGCCAGUGCAAGCCAUCCCGCAACUACCUUCACAAGAUUGACGAGGCCGGCGAGCUGGUCGCAACCCACGCCGGCGUCUUCGCCGCAACCGGCGCCUUUGCCGCCGUCUUCUUGGCCGUCGGACUCUUGCGCCGCUCGCGCGCCAGCAGGCCAGAAGCGGCUACGGCCGAGGCGCCAGCCGUGCAGCUGGUGUGAAGUGAAGGC
This is a messenger RNA of Emiliania huxleyi CCMP1516, 810 nucleotides long. RefSeq lists its product as hypothetical. Gene Ontology annotation, molecular function: cellulose binding. Gene Ontology annotation, cellular component: extracellular region. The transcript is spliced from 4 exons. Gene Ontology annotation, biological process: carbohydrate metabolic process. Bases 1 to 801 code for a protein of 266 amino acids. Lineage: Eukaryota; Haptophyta; Isochrysidales; Noelaerhabdaceae. The record is from RefSeq and is a predicted model, not a curated record.